Gordionus sp. m RMFG-2023 is the source of this 582-nucleotide messenger RNA. Its product is annotated as ATPase inhibitor mai-1, mitochondrial-like. The coding region runs from base 59 to 370 and encodes 103 amino acids. The record is from RefSeq and is a predicted model, not a curated record. Gene Ontology annotation, cellular component: mitochondrion. Lineage: Eukaryota; Metazoa; Nematomorpha; Gordioida; Chordodea; Parachordodidae. Gene Ontology annotation, molecular function: ATPase inhibitor activity. The transcript is spliced from 5 exons. Gene Ontology annotation, biological process: negative regulation of ATP-dependent activity.
AAAUAAAAAUUUACUAUACGUUGUCCAUCGACGUGCAUUAACAUUAGCCAUAUUUAGUAUGCAAUUGCCAAAUUUGCUAAAAGUUGUCAAAGGCUUAAAAUUAACAAGAUAUAUGACAAAAGGUGACUUUGGUAGUGGUGCAACAAGCGGAGGUGGAGGUGGUGGAUCCAUUAGAGAAGCUGGGGGAAAAUUUGGUGAAAUGGGUGCUGCAAGAGAGGAAGAAUAUUUUAGAAAAUUGCAAAAACAUCAAUUAGAUACAAUUAAAACUCAACAUAACAUGGAAAUAGGAAUACACGAAGAGGCUAUGAAAAAGCAUGCUGAAGCUAUUAAAUAUCAUAAAAAGAUGAUGAAGGAUUUGAAUGAAAAAUAAUACUAAUUUAUUAUUUUACAUAUAUAAUUUAAAGUGAAUCAAUUUGAAAUUUUAACCUAAUAUUCGUUUUUGAUAAUAAAAUAUGAGUUUAUAGAAUUAAAAUAUAAGAUUUAUAUUUAUUUGAACUUAUAUUAUAUCAUUAAUAUAAACCAAUUUGUGACUAUAAUUAUAACAUAAUAUUUCUAAUAUAAUUUAGCUUCCAAUAUUGUAAA